CACACGGGAAGGCCGAGGGCGGAACCCAACGAGCUAACCGGUUGACUAAUGCGCCACCCGCCAUUUUUGUUUGGGGCGUUUUUCUUUCUUUUUACGCAGGGCGCUUGUGUCCGUAGUACGAGAGAAACCGUUAGAAAACGAGAAGGGGAAAAAAAAAUUACACGAAGAAAAAGGUCAUUUCAGAAAGGCAGUUGUAAUGUUCACAGGGUCAAAGUUACAAGCAGCAAAAGCAUUGCAAAGAAGUCAAAACGCUACACGAGUAACGUCAAGCCGCACGAAUGGAGUUUGAACGACGAGGGGGGCCGUUGCUGGCCGCAGAGGAGAAAAUAUUUUGGUUUGUUUUCAACUAAAAUGGCCGCUUCCCUGCUCUCCGUCUCGAAAAUUAGUUUUUUUUCCAACCUGGCAAAGAUGAUCAAAACCUCCCCAUCCCUCCUCUUGGUGCUGGUCGCCGCCGCCGCCUUGACUUUGGGCAAAUACGCGCCAAAGACGGGCAAGAGGAUCCCUCAAACUCUGUCCAGAGGAUGGGGCGAUCAGCUGAUCUGGGCUCAGACGUACGAGGAGGCGCUCUACUGGGCCAGGUCCAGGAACAAGCCCUUGAUGGUUCUCUUCCACCUGAAGGACUGCCCGCACAGCCAGGCACUGAAGAAAGUGUUUGCCGAGGACGACGAGCUCCAGAAAGUCCUCGAUGAGGACUUUGUCGCGCUCAACCUCAUGUACGAAACCACCGACAAACAUCUGUCCCCGGACGGCCAGUAUGUUCCCAGAAUCCUUUUUGUCGACCCGUCGAUGACCGUGAGAGCCGAUGUCACCGGUCGCUAUGCCAACCGCAUGUAUGCCUACGAACCGAAUGACAUCAACCUACUGAAAAGCAACAUGAAGAAGGCCAAGAAACUCCUCAAGUCCGAGCUUUGAGACGCAACCGUGGCUCCGGCCGACGAGUGGAAACAAGUCCUUCGCUCCGAAGCUCUCCUCGCUUCCGCCCGCUUAUCCAUGUCGCCUUUGCAAAUAAAUUGGAAAA
Hippocampus zosterae (dwarf seahorse) is the source of this 1018-nucleotide messenger RNA. RefSeq names its product anterior gradient 2 (gene agr2). Lineage: Eukaryota; Metazoa; Chordata; Actinopteri; Syngnathiformes; Syngnathidae. The record is from RefSeq and is a predicted model, not a curated record. Bases 49 to 912 code for a protein of 287 amino acids. The transcript is spliced from 7 exons. Gene Ontology annotation, cellular component: endoplasmic reticulum.